AAGAUUCAUAUAAAAAUGAAGAAAUCAACAAGCAUUACUCACUACUUCAAAAUGAAAGUGUUCAUCCUGUUGGCUUUGGCGACCAUCGCUUACGCAAAUGUGGAGCCGUUGAGCGGCAACACAGCGUAUGGCUACAUCCAGAAUUAUGCCAUCCCCUUAGCCGAGAAGAUUCGUCAACAGGAAGAGCAGAUGAUGCAAGAAAGGAUUGUUGGCGGGCUUCCAUCAGCGUCUGGUCAAUUCCCUUACCAGGCUGGCCUCCUCGCUAGCUACCAGGGCAUCUCUGGUACUGGUAUUUGCGGAGGUUCUCUGAUCUCUGCUAACAGAGUAGUAACAGCGGCCCACUGCUGGUUCGACGGUGUCAACCAGGCUUGGCUGUUCAAUGUCGUCCUUGGUUCCACCACUCUUUUCUCUGGAGGCACCAGAUUAGCUACCAGCGUGGUUGCAACUCACCCUAACUGGAACCCUUUUCUCGUCCGAAACGACAUCGCUGUCAUUUACCUACCCCAGCAAGUCGCAACAUCUGCGACCAUUGCCCCGAUUGCCCUGCCAUCUGGAAAUGAAGUUAACGAAAACUUCGCCGGUGAAACUGCUGUUGCCUCUGGUUACGGUUUGACCGAAUCUCAAAUCGGUGGACCACUCCCGCCCAACCAGGUUUUGAGCCACGUCAGUCUGAGUAUAAUCACCAACAACGUUUGCUCAUUUGCUUUCCCGCUCAUUCUGCAAGACAGCAACAUCUGCACUAGCGGUCUUGGUGGCAGCAGCACCUGCCAAGGAGACUCUGGUGGUCCUCUGGCCAUAAUUAGAAAUAACCGACCAGUUCUGGUUGGUGUCACCUCCUUCGGCUCAGCUCUCGGAUGCACAGCUGGUCUUCCCGCUGCCUUCGCCCGUGUCACAUCUUACCUUAGCUUCCUCUCUCAACACUUGUAAAUUCUCAAAUAAAAUUCCUACACAAUCUACCUGCA
Molecule: messenger RNA, 962 nt
Organism: Trichoplusia ni (cabbage looper)
Lineage: Eukaryota; Metazoa; Arthropoda; Insecta; Lepidoptera; Noctuidae
Product: brachyurin-like
Exons: 5
Coding region: 16-927 (303 amino acids)
Biological process (GO): proteolysis
Molecular function (GO): serine-type endopeptidase activity
Source: RefSeq, a predicted model, not a curated record